This is a messenger RNA of Babesia bigemina, 5247 nucleotides long. RefSeq names its product histone deacetylase, putative. Gene Ontology annotation, molecular function: protein binding. The record is from RefSeq and is a predicted model, not a curated record. The transcript has 4 exons. Lineage: Eukaryota; Apicomplexa; Aconoidasida; Piroplasmida; Babesiidae. Bases 1 to 5247 code for a protein of 1748 amino acids.
AUGAUACCGAUCGAAAUGGACCUUGGAUAUCGCCUUAUGGCGGAUGAAAAUGAAGAUGUACCUAUCUUUAGAGCCGAAAUUAAACCGCUCAUUCCUGAGCGACGUGCUACCCCGGGAAUUCAUAAGUGUGUCAUGAAGAAUGAUUUUGAUGCGUUGAAACGGAUCCUUGCUUCAAGGAGGAGGGAAUCCAUCAAUGACUGUGAUCACUUUGGUCGCACUCCGCUGCACAUUGCAAUGCAGAUGGCGAACCCAAAAGCACUUUAUCUGUUGCUCUACUAUCCUCUUGUGCACCAUUCAAAGGUAUUUGCCACGCAAGACUGGGAUCACUUGUUAGGUCACCUGGGUGACCGCCAAUCAGAUGAUUGGGACGUAGAUAUCGCAAUGGGAUUGGAUGAAAAGUGUGACAAAAUGGAGUUGGAUGAUUCAUUACAUGAUACAAAUACUGAAAGUACGGGGCCACAGAGCACUCGACUGGCCAAGGACACCGGGGUAGAUAAAUUCAAAGCACCAUCCAGUGGAAUACGGCGUAAAAAAGUGGAAUGGUCACAAAAUGAACAAUGCAGUAAUGUAAAUGGAACAAAAAUUGAUGGGUCAUGGAAAAUGGACACACGCUUGCUGAGGCACUGGGAGGAUUCCCCAAGCAGCUAUAAUAAAUCGGUGUUCGGGUUUGACCGUGGUUCGACAAUCUUUGGUUGUGGUACGAAAGAGGUAGAAGCACUAUAUGAAGAACAUUACAAAUUUUUGGUUGGCGAACCCCAUAACCUUGAAGUUGCUGCACGUAACUACUCUGCUAUAUACGCGGGUUUAUACGCCAGCCACCCUGCCAAUCUCAGCCAUGUGAUGGCAAGUAUGGGAGAAGGGGUACCGAAUAUCCAUACCACAAUAACCUUUGAAAGGUCUCACGCAAACGAUCGCAAAUCUGUUGCUGUAACUACGCACCUCGCUGACUCAUAUCCAUGUGGGGCCCCUGAUGAUGUAGAACAAAAUGAUGAUGCACAAGAAAUGAAAGAACACAACACAGAGAGAAGUACGGGAAAGGGUGUGGAUAACAGGGAUAGUAAUGCAAUUACGGGUUAUUCUAACUCAGCUCAGCAUUCUCAUAGUUCGCUAAGGCCGCAUCUACGUGAUAUGGUAAAUGCUACGUUAACACGAAGAGAUUGUUUACCUGUGCCCCUUGCUACUACUGAUCUGCUGUUCACGUACGACAAAACAUCUCCCAUACACCUUCUUUUCUCGAAUAUAUACAUUGAAAGCUAUCGCAAUAACAUAAUUAAGUGCUUCCGCAUACUUUUGCAUUAUUUCGGUAAAUUCUCUGAAUCUACUGAAGGCUCAGGUUCCCACGAGGGUAGCUUAGGCGAAGCAUCGAGUGAGGAGAAUGAGGUGUCGGAAACCCCCAUUGUACCUGGAACGCCAACCGCGUCAAGUACAGAAUUGGCGGCUAUAGAAAGAAAUACCCCUCAAAAACACCCCGAGAAUAGCGAACCUUCAACUCAUAAAAGGCUUAACUUGACAAGCUGUGGGGUACCCAGCUCGUCACGCAAUGCAUUCAACGGCGCCGAUACGGACGAAGCAGUUGAGAAUCACUUCAAAAAGGCAAAGACAUGCAAAGACACGAAUAGUGGUUCCCGAGGAGAUGGAUCCACGCGUAACACGGUGCGAAUGGAUACUGGGGAGUCCGAUGGUGCAGUUGGUAAUUUGAUAGGAAAAUCACAACUUAGCGCAGUUCCUACAGUGACGGAUACCUCUAAGCGUGUAGAAUAUACAAAAACGGCCCAUGCUACUGAGUAUGAAUCGUCCCAAUGGGAUUCGGUAGAUGCUGUCGUUACCAUCGAUGCCGUAAGUGAAUGCGCAGUACCCCUAAAUGAGCAAAAGGAAAAUUUGGUGCCUUGCUCAGGCAAUCCCACGCCAAUUAGAGAUUUGGUGAAUAGGCCGAACGUCACACCAAAUAACUUCAAAGGUCAUCCUGGCAUCAACCAAACUCUGUGUGCUGAUGUUAGCGAAGUGGAUGUUGACGCUAUGGCAAGUACUUUCAAAGGUAUCGGUGAUAUAAGACGUGGAAGACGUAUGAUUAGGCACAAAAACUGUUCUCAGAUAGCUGUCAAACCAUCGGAGUUCCCGCUUGUAAGCAAGUACGUCUUGGGCGGGCACAUGGAUUACAAAAUGCAAGCGCUCAAUGACAUCGUCUGCUCUUCGAGUUUACUAACUCCUACGAUGCCAUGGGAGACAUUUUUGAAUCAGCGUGACUAUACCCGAUCCAACCUGUUGCACAAGGUCUGCCAAAUUAGAGAUGCGGAUUUGAUCAAAUGGUUAAUAGGGUGCGGAUGUAUGCCUCUGGUCGUGAACGAAGUGGGAGACCUGCCGGUACACCUUGCAAUGGAUGCAAAGGAUCCUUUGUGCCUCGUUACUAUGCUGCAUGAGACUUUAAAAGCGUUGUUCUACCACAAACGUUAUAUGACAGAAAGCAAAAGGAAUAACGAAGAGGGGGCACAUUUCCUGCAAGACGACCAACGCAAUCUAUGCCGCCGAGGUUUAUCCUUCGAAUCGUUCAUGAAAAGCAUCAAAUUCUACAAGCGUAGUGAAGGAUGUGAAACUUCUGUUGUUGUAGAGGCAGCGCAGGCUACAUCCAUCAUGAGGGCCUCUGUUGAUGAAAAAUGUCAUCCUCGUUCCGAGGCACCCCAUGUGCCUAUAAAUGAGGCAAGUUUGUUAUGCACAGGUGAAUAUGGUCUUUUGAGGGAUGUCGAAUAUUUUGCCAUUUUUGAAGAGAUGAUGAAGCUGAUCGAACAGCUGACAUACAGGGGUAUAAAGGCUGGUGCUUGGGAGGCUAUUGUGGCUAUGUACUCGUAUAAUGAGGGCCUAACAUUUCAUGUAUUGGCGAGCCCACAAUACAUGCACAGGUUCAUAAAGCUGUCUAUAAUGAUAGGAAACUCAAAGCAUUUCAUGGAUGUUGCUUCCUUUAUAGCAACUACCCUUGUAAAAGCGGAUGCAACCGAAUCAUCUGUUAAAUCCUUAGAAUCCGGUUACAGCACACAUGGGAAGACAUUGAAUAAUGUCGAAAAUGUGUGUAAUGGUGCUGAAGCUGUAGGGAAGGUCGAGGUUGUGCCACGGAGUCAGAAACACGUCCAGUCCACGAACACAACCGCUGUGGGGAGAUACAAGGGUUGUGCGUUUCCGUCGUUAUCACUAAAGCGCGCCAUCAACAGUAUCACAAUGUCAGUUACGGAUGAUCCGGCGUUGUACGUAACGUGUCCUGAAGCGACCGUUACACGCAGAGACGUGGACUCAUUGUUGCAAAACUUCAGAGGACAUGUACCGAAUCAGGACACCAUUGCCGACAACAAGUACACAUGGGUUAUCACGCAUCCCACGUGUUUACAUCAUCUAGCGCUCCCUGAACCCACCGACGCACCUAACCGACGUCAUAGGCUGAUUAUGUCAUAUCCUGAAAACCCCACGAGAUUGGAAGUUAUCAUCACGAAUGAAAAUGGAAUUCUAAGGAGUGACACCCUGGAACACAUCAAACUGUUGCACAGCCCACCACCUGCCACUUUGGCAGAUAUUUUGAGGGUACACGACUGGGGUUACAUUGAUAAGUUGUUGAAUCAAGUGCAAACUGCGCAAAAAAGAUGGAUGGGGAACAAUUACUGGCCGGUGCUAGCCGAUGGUGACACUCCAGCAACACCGCAUUCUUGGAACUCGGCGAUGUAUGCCGCAGGAUCAGUGAUUGCCGCAGUUGAUGCUGUAUGCAAUGGGCACUGCCGCAAUGCGUUCUGUGCGGUUAGACCACCUGGACACCACCUGGGUACGUGGGGAGGAGCACAAUCGGCGGACUUCGAAGACGAAGAUUUUGCGGCUGGCUCACAGGGAUUCUGUCUCAUAAACAACGUUGCGGUGGGUGCUGCAUAUGCCAAAUAUAUGUACGCCAAAAAAGGAAUCCGCAAAAUUGCUAUUAUCGACUUCGAUAUACAUCACGGUAAUGGCACCCAUCAAAUCGUUCUCAAUAUCGGGCCACGAAAUGUUAGAUGUAGACAUGGCAACAAUGGGGUGGGCAACGAUUCAAAGGCAAGUCAGUACAAUCACCCACAUUGGUUUGGAUGGAGGGAUGCCCACGAUAGAGAAGAAGUUUUCUUUUCAUCUAUACAUGCAUACGAUGGUGUAUUCUACCCAGGUACAGGUAGAACGUGUUCUAAGUACAAGUCAUCGGAACCAAGGAUUAUAAACGUUGGUAUACCAGAAGGUACAACAUCUGCCGAAUUCAAGAUUCUAUUCGAAGGUAAAAUUCUCCCAUACCUUCUACACUUUCAACCGGAUCUCAUUUUCAUUUCAGCCGGGUUUGACGGCCAUUAUCGCGAUUCGGUUUCAUCUGGUUUCGUUAGAUACAACGAGAAAGAUUUCUACUGGGCUACUGAGCGCCUGGUUGCCGUCGCGAAUACCGUGUGCAGUGGUAGGGUAGUAAGCGUCCUGGAGGGUGGAUAUAAUACACGGCUAGAUACGCUUUCUCCAUUUGCUAAAUCAGUCUUUGAGCACGUUAAGGCGCUAAGCAACACGCACGAAGGAUUCGUUUACCCAUUCAUGCACUCUCAUAGAACGGUUGACAUGUUGCUCCUUCCGAUGCUAGAUGACAAGUCGAUUACGCCGCCGCAGUUAACAAAGUCGGAUGCGGAUAAUUUGUCUAUCCAAAGGGCAAUGUCUAAAUCCGCCUUCAUUACUAAAGCCACUGAUCAACUGUUGAGAAAAGCAUAUGGGAUGCCGAGGAUAAAAUGCACCAAUGGACCGCCGCUUUUCAUGACUACACCCACGCAUAUAAUGGGGCUCGAAGCUGUGGCUCAGACAGGAAAUGCCUUUUACAGCUUUUAUUCCAAGCACUUCCAUUCACUUUUCAUGGCUGACACGUACUUGGGGUCGAGAGAAUACGUCCUUUCUGUCCUACACAAUAUACCUGCAAUUGGCCAUGAUGUGUUUACGUUCGACAAGUGCCUGGGAAUCAGACCUCUUGGAAACAACGCAGGCGGAUCGCUGUUUUCAUACUCGGAUGAAUCGGUAACUAUGUCCAAGAUUGCCUCAGCCUUCAUUAUGCAGGUUGCUAACGCAGGAAAUGACGGUCGCAUGGAUCAAAGAUUCACCUCCAAUGCUUGGGCCAUGGGCAUUAAAAUGAAGUCGCUAGAACGGCACGCAACUGCGGCCGCACUUCUCUGUGGAUUCUUUCAGAAGUUUGAGUAUCUAUUCAAGUGUGAAUGCAAAUUACACUGA